GAAUGUAACAUUAUAAUCUCGUUAAACUCGUCUUCAUGCCAUACUCAUUCCAAAACUCAUUCUAGACAAGCUGAUAUUUUCACCCGCUCGUCAAAGGAUUUUGGUGUUUGCAACAUGACUUUCAACGUGACCAUCAGCCUGUUCCUCAUUUCCGCCAUCGCAUGCCUCACCGAAGGAUGCUGUCCGGACAUGUUCGUGGGAGUCGGUGACCGCUGCUACCACUACAGCUCCUACAAGAGAACAUGGAUCAAUGCGGAUAGUGCAUGCAGAGGGCUUGGAGCGCAUCUAGUGAGCUUCCACAACUCGGGGGAGAGCGCAGAGGUCUAUGACCUUUGGAAGAGUUAUACCGAUGUGGCUUACACCGAUGAUAAAGACAGGGCCUAUUGGAUUGGUUUUAAUGACAGGAGCUACGAAGGCUCAUUUAAGUGGAGUGAUGGGACUAGUGUGAACUACGUACAUUGGCAGAGCGGUGCACCUAACGACAACAGGGGAGAAGAUUGUGUGUCUCCCCGUAACUCUGGUAGCAGUGAUGUUACCAGGGAGGAGUGGAAUGACUACGACUGCAACGAAGAGAAAUCCUACUUCUGCUACGUACCUCUCACCAUCUAAAUCACUGCAUGGCAAAGGUUCCCCAUAGGUCAAAUCAACCGUAUCUCAAAAAUUAGCUUUAACACACUAGCCAACUUCGACGUAUAAAUACAAUUGCAAUAAUUACAAUAAAAACAAAAGAAAAAAACAAAGAAAUAAACCAAAAAGUAUAUCAAGCAAAUAAACACGGAUGUUAAAUAAAGACCAAACCGCCCCAACUCACGAUAAAUCUAUCCAGUUGAUGCCAAUGUCCCUCCAAUUCUGAUUAAUGUGAUAUUGAUUUAGAUGGUAUUGUACUCUUUUGGAGACAAUUGCACAACAUUUUUAUUGUAAUUAGAAAUUCCAUUAUUAGAACCUUCUAUUUUGUGCGAAAACUAGAACUUUAAGCUAUUAAAGUAGUUCACUGUCUAGACUGUUCUCUAUUCGUACGUAUUAGCGACCUAUACGCGCCCGCUCAUACGCUAGCUAUAAAAGGGACUUUUAGAUUUGCACGUGGACAUAGUGGACUGCUACAUGUGACUUCAUUUUAAGGCACUGACAGUACCUUAAAAGGACGUCAGAUUGCAUUAAAAUGACGUCACAAGUAGCAGUCCCUAAUACUACAAAGUCACGCAUUAAUACAGACCCUUAGAGCUAGUGAGGAACGGUAAAUUCCGUUGUGAGAGAGCGCGCGAACGCACUCAAAGAUAAAAUAUAUCAAACGAACAUAAUCUGUUCCAUGUAUUAAGUAGUAUUUUUGCACAUAUUGUAAUUAAGUUUGUCCUGAAUGAUUACGCAGAAGCACAGAAUGAACUAAUUUAUCGAUAAAGAACCGCUGAGAA
Messenger RNA from Strongylocentrotus purpuratus (purple sea urchin), 1409 nucleotides. RefSeq names its product echinoidin. The transcript is spliced from 3 exons. Gene Ontology annotation, molecular function: signaling receptor activity. Bases 115 to 609 code for a protein of 164 amino acids. The record is from RefSeq and is a predicted model, not a curated record. NCBI's taxonomy places the organism in Eukaryota, Metazoa, Echinodermata, Echinoidea, Camarodonta, Strongylocentrotidae.